This is a messenger RNA of Planococcus citri (citrus mealybug), 1821 nucleotides long. RefSeq names its product regulatory particle non-ATPase 3 (gene Rpn3). The record is from RefSeq and is a predicted model, not a curated record. Gene Ontology annotation, cellular component: proteasome complex; proteasome regulatory particle, lid subcomplex. NCBI's taxonomy places the organism in Eukaryota, Metazoa, Arthropoda, Insecta, Hemiptera, Pseudococcidae. The transcript has 3 exons. Gene Ontology annotation, biological process: regulation of protein catabolic process; ubiquitin-dependent protein catabolic process. Bases 205 to 1698 code for a protein of 497 amino acids. Gene Ontology annotation, molecular function: enzyme regulator activity.
GUAAUAAAAAAGAAUUGUCAUUCUUCGCCGUAUACACUGAUACUGCAAAAUUGAAUGAAAAACACAAUGUUUAAUAGUAUUUAAUUAAUUAAAAUAGUAAUUUAGCACAAUUCGGCAUCCGUUUUCUUAAUCUACAGCUUGUAAUUGAUCCUCGACGGUUCGUAGUUUCAUUGUAAUUUGGUUUCGAAGAACACCUCAGGUACAAUGUCUGUCGUCGCUGAACAACCGAUCAUCGACGUAGAGAUGAAAAGCGUCGAUAAUGCGGCCGAAGACGGCGAAGUGGAGCAAAAAGGUUCGGACGCGGCCACUAUUCAAGAUAUACGCGAAAAUAUUCGCCAGAUCGAGCGAGGUGUUACGACCAAAGAAACCAGAUUCGUAACUCGUAUCCUUCGUGCGAUCCUAACCAUUCGAAAAGAUCUGAACUCGAACGUUUUAAUCAGCGUUAUCAACGGUUUCUAUACGCAUUCGGCUAACGAGAAAGAAUUCAUGUUAUCGUUUUUCGACGAACAAAUGGAAGUCGAUACUACAGCGCAGAGAAUGCGAACGGUGAAAAACUCGACUACGCCUUUGCUACCCGAAGUAGACGCUUAUAUUCAUUUACUAAUAAUACUGUAUUUAAUCGAUCAAUCUAAAUUCAUCGGAGCUCAAAAGUGUUCGGACGCUUUGAUGGAGAAAUUAUCGCAACACAGUAGACGUACGUUGGAUAUAAUCCAAGCUCGAUGUUUCUUCUAUCACAUGCGAGCUUACGAGUUGAACAACGAGCUAGAAAAAUGCCGGCCGUUUUUCCACGCUAAGCUGAGAACCGCUACGUUACGAAAUAAUUACGAAGGACAGGCUGUGCUGAUCAACUGUUUAUUACGUAGCUAUUUACACGACAGCUUAUACGAUCAGGCUGAUAAAUUGAUCUCUAAGUCUGUAUUCCCUGAAACGGCCAGUAACAACGAAUGGGCUAGAUUCUUGUAUUACGUCGGUCGCAUUAAAGCUAUUCGUCUGGAGUACUCGGAAGCUCACACUAAUCUCGUCCAAGCUUUGAGGAAAGCUCCUCAAACUACAGCUGUAGGUUUCCGCCAAGCUGUGCAAAAAUUAGUCGUCACGGUCGAGUUGUUAUUGGGUGAUAUUCCGGAUAGACUUAUAUUUCGAGAAGCUUCGAUGAAAGCAUCCCUUCAACCGUAUUUCGAAUUAACGCAAGCCGUUCGUUUGGGUAAUUUGCAUACGUUCCAGGAAGUAUUGAAUAAAUUCAGCGCCCAGUUCCAGCAAGAUAGAACUUUCUUGAUGAUUAUUCGACUUCGUCAUAACGUCAUCAAAACAGGUGUUCGAGCCAUCGCUGCUUCGUACUCGAGAAUAACGCCGGAAAAUAUCGCUAAACAAUUAGGUCUCGACUCGGCCCAAGAUGCUGAAUGUAUUAUAGCCAAAGCCAUCAGAGACGGUGUCAUAGAAGCUAUCAUCGAUCCGGUCAACGGCUACAUGCAAACUAAAGAAUCGACCGAUAUAUAUUGCACAGCCGAACCUCAAAUAGCCUUCCACGAACGUACAGCUUUCUGUUUAGAACUGCAUAAUCAAAGCGUUAAAGCCAUGAGAUAUCCUCCUAAAUCGUACGGUAAAGAUUUAGAAUCAGCAGAAGAACGUCGUGAACGAGAACAACAGGAUUUAGAGUUAGCGAAAGAGAUGGCCGAAGAUGAAGAUGACGGUUUUCCCUGAACGGUUCCUUGGCUUUCGAGUCGAUUAUUGUAUAUCCGUGGAAUUAUAUUUUCUUUUCGUUGUAAAAUUUAUCUCUAAAUUUUGUUUAUGUUUAUAAUAAUAAAAUUUUUAACAUCUAUCGUA